This is a messenger RNA of Morone saxatilis (striped sea-bass), 3865 nucleotides long. Its product is annotated as BUB3-interacting and GLEBS motif-containing protein ZNF207-like. The coding region runs from base 94 to 1515 and encodes 473 amino acids. The transcript is spliced from 11 exons. Gene Ontology annotation, cellular component: nucleus. NCBI's taxonomy places the organism in Eukaryota, Metazoa, Chordata, Actinopteri, Moronidae. The record is from RefSeq and is a predicted model, not a curated record.
CAUCUUCAAUUGCUUCAUUUCCGUUCGGUGUGUUCGCUGUGGUAUUUCUCUGGGUUAGCGGACAGUGAACUGACUGUGCAGAAAUCAGAAAUCAUGGGAAGGAAGAAGAAAAAGCAAAUGAAGCCUUGGUGCUGGUACUGUAACAGAGAUUUUGAUGAUGAAAAGAUCCUCAUUCAGCAUCAGAAGGCCAAACAUUUCAAGUGUCACAUCUGUCAUAAAAAGCUGUACACUGGCCCUGGACUUGCAAUCCACUGUAUGCAGGUACACAAAGAGACCAUUGAUGGAGUUCCUAAUGCAAUACCUGGAAGGACAGAUAUUGAGCUGGAAAUAUAUGGCAUGGAGGGUAUUCCUGAAAAAGACAUGGAAGAGAGGAGGAGAGUGCUAGAACAAAAGAACCAAGAGACUCAAAAGAAAAAGCAGAACCAGGACGACUCUGACGAGUACGAUGAGGAUGAUGAGCCUGGUCCCUCCUUCCAGCAGCCUGCUGUAGGCCAGCCCCAGGCGGCCUACAUCCCCCCGAUGACCCAGCCCGGGAUGCCUCCUGGCUCUGCUGCUCCAGGGAUACCACCAGGCAGCUACUCAGGAAUUCCCCCAAUGAUGCCCGGUGUGCCACCAAUGAUGCCAGGAAUGCCCCCUGUACUUCCAGGAAUGCCUCCUGGGAUGAUACCAAUGGGUGGGAUGAUGCCUCCAGGUCCAGGGAUGCCUCCGAUGAUGCCCGGUGUACCACCAGGAAUGCCUCCCCCUGUGGGCCACCGUCCAGGCAUCACACACAUGGCUCAGGUCCCUCCUGCUGCAAACGUGCUAACUAGACCUGCUGCUCCUGCUGCCACAGCCCCCUCAGUCCAAACUGACGUCACAAAGCCUCUGUUCCCCAUUGCUGGACAGAUGGGCAAUCGUGUUGCAAGUACAAGUACAAGUGCAGGCUCAUCCAGUGCAGACUCUCAGUCCGCCUCCUCUAAAGCUCUGUUCCCUAUCACUUCACAAAGUCAGCAGACAGUGUCAGGGUCCCCCCACCCUCCCCCCUCUACUUCCUCUGAUCCCUCAAAGCCCACAUUCCCCGCCUACACUCAGGCCACCGUAGCUGUGUCCAGCCCCAAUGCUGGCAGCAGUACGGUCUCCAAACCUCCCUCUACUGUGACCAGUAAGCCCGCCACCCUCACCACCUCCAGUGCAACCAGUAAGUUGAUCCACCCUGAUGAGGAUAUCUCACUGGAAGAGUUGCGGGCUCAGUUGCCCAGAUACCAGCGCAGUAUGCCCCGUCAAGCCCAGACCACCACUGCCGCCCCAUCAGUGGUUCCCAUGGGUGGCAUGAUGGCUCCUCAGCAGGCCGGCAUGAGGCAUCCCAUACCUGGCCAGUAUGGUGGUCCACCCCAGGGGAUUCCAGGCUACAUACCAGGAGGGAUACCUCCAUACGGACAGGCCCCUCCUGUGGUUCCCCCAGGGUACCAGGGAGCCCCUCCACGGCCACCCAUGGGUAUGAGACCCCCUGUCAUGUCUCCCGGAGGCCGCUACUGAAGCCUGCCCUCCUCUCUUCAAUAGGUUUGGACACUCAACCCUUUUCUAAUGUCCUCAGCUUCUAGUAGACAAAACCAGUAUUGGUAUGCUAGUACGACGAUAUGAGGAAGAGACACUGAAUAAACACCAAACAAAAGAGCUAUAAAAGCAUCAGAGCGCAUGGGAAAUAUUUACACUGUUGUACCUAACCAAGACUAUGAACUGUUUCAAACCAUCUCUGUUCUGUGGCUUUUUUUCCUUCUCAUGUUUCAUUUAGGUGUAUAGAAGUAUAGUAGAUAUGGUUCGUAGUGUUGUGAAGGCGCUGGAGUUACAUGGGCAGUACCCACCCUUUAUCAAGGCAAGUUUUAUGUGAACACAUUUCUGUUCUAAGCUUAACAGUGAGGCCUUCACAGCACGUAGUGCUGUUGGACUUUGUGUCCCCAACUUUGUUUGGUGAGGGCUUCAGAUACCUGUUUAUGCAUUAAUUCUGUUUUAUGUUUAUAGUUUUAAUGAGGAAAUACUGCCUCAAUCUUAAAUAGAUGAAGUACUAAAUGAAAUGGUAUGUGUAUUGUUGUAAAAACUGUAUUGUAAUAAAAUGUGGCAAAAAUGUAAGACUCUUCUUUGCGGGACGUUAGUGGGAAAAGAGACGUCACAGCAGGUUUGUACUACAGUUAUAGACUUCAUGAUGAUUGUGCUUUUGUUGUCUUGAAGAUACUGACAGGAAUGUGCAUCUGUGCUUUAACGUUUUGUUCAGUUGCUGAAAUUAAAACUGUUGGUAAAUGUUUUUUUUUCUUCUUUUUUCUUAUUGAUGCUCUGUACAUGGCACCGGCAGGCUAGCCUUUAACGCACUGAGUGCAUUGUACAGUUGCAUAACUUCCGGGUCGCUGAUGGCUGUAGUGCUAAAACCCAGAUUUCUCUUCUCCCUGUAGCGAUGCCAUGGGGGACUGGCUGAGGCCCUGUCUCAGUGUAGCCCUGUUUCAGCCUGAGGCAAGUCUCACCAUUUUCUGUCUUCUCAUUCAUUACCAGGGGCCCUCACAGCUUACACGCUGUUGGAUCUCAAUGUCCCCAAACUUGCAGCAAGUUUGGUGAAGGCCCUUGUUUGUGUUGUUGCGUUUUAGGCACCAUUUUGUUCAGGCAUGUUAGUUCAUGUGAAUUAUAUUCUUUCUUGUUAAGCUCUUAUGUGCCAUUUAACCUGUAUUCCCCAUUGAUUGUUGAGAGCAUCAGGAAGCUCUGUGGUCAUUUAAUGGUUUUAUACUGACAGUAUAGAGCUAUUAAAUAAGACAAUAUUCCUUUAGAAGCUUUUGAUAUUAAGUAGUCCUACAGUCUACAGCAGUUAACUGUCUGAAAUAUUGAUGGCUUGGUCAGAAGUGAGCUCAUUUGUUAAAGAGUCCCACAUACAGAUGCCAUUAACAGUCUGUCACCUAAAGCCAUGUAGACUUUAAAAUGUUUGUUGGGAGGUUUGUGAUGAACAGAUGACGUUUCAUAUAUGCUUGUUAAAUGGCUUUUACCACUUAAUCCUGUUUGUUUCAUCAGCUUUCCUCACUUGAUCAUUUGAAUUUAACUACUUACAUGAAGGAGAAUCUCUUCCAGUAACAGGUUAGUUAAAGCUGUAAGUACCACUGCUGUAAUUUCUGUCCACCUGUGAUUUGUGUGCACACGUAAUGAGAUCUCAAUGCCUGUCACCUGGAGGUCUUUGUGAAAAAAAACAACCUUAAAUGAGCACAGAACAAUUCUUAAGCAUUUUACACUGAUGUGUAUCAUUCAGUAAAUGAUCUCGAGGAGUAAUUGUCUAAUAAAAAUCAUAAUUAGUGUUUGAGUGUGCAACACAUUUCUUUCCACUAGUUCUGCUUAAUGUGAUCAGCAUCUUACUCAACAUCGUAACUUCGAUUUAAACUAAUGAUUUAAUGCUUUACACGAGUAAUACAGGCAGAGUCUUCAUGGGUAAGUAUGGGGUCAGUAUCACUUCUGUUAAUAUGCUAAUCCAGUUAAUAUUGAACUUUUUCUUUUCUUAAACUCUCUGCUGUGUAAGAGAAUAUCAAACAAAGAUAACCGGUUUAUAAAAUAUUACACAAAAAAGGUCUAUUAGACUUUUACCUGCUGAAGAACAUAGUUUUAUGAAGAGACUUGCACAUUUCCUUCUGCUUUUAUUUCUUUCAUACCUUGUCUGAGAAUAUGAUGGUACUGGGACGGCUUUUAAGCUUUGUAAGAGAUAUUUUUAUGCUUUUUAAGUUGAGUCAAAAACUGAAGCAUAAUCAUGAAUAUUUAUUUUAGGAUUCCUCCUUUAAAGCACUACAUGAUUUUUACGUGAUUUCUGUGCCAAAGUCUGAAUGUUUACUGUUUUUCCUUGAAUAAACCAGUUUGUAAACUCUAA